Sparassis crispa is the source of this 858-nucleotide messenger RNA. RefSeq lists its product as hypothetical. NCBI's taxonomy places the organism in Eukaryota, Fungi, Basidiomycota, Agaricomycetes, Polyporales, Sparassidaceae. The record is from RefSeq and is a predicted model, not a curated record. Bases 1 to 858 code for a protein of 285 amino acids. The transcript has 5 exons.
AUGCCCCUGGAACCCCCGCCAACGUACAUGGAGGCUUGCUCCAGGCCUCCUGGUUACACUGCAACUCGUGCCCAUCAUCAUUGUCCCACCUGUACCUGCCUACCUCGCACUCGUCGGAAUUCUGAUGCAGAGUGGGCCUCUCCUGCACACAAAUUAAUUCGUAUUCAUUUCUUUGAUUCUCCGUACAGUGAGGAAUAUACGGAACUUCAUUUCCCUCUCGACGAGGAUGGCUAUCUGGACUACGAAAAACUUGCAAAGACAUUGGGAGUCAAGGAAGUCGUGCGGAAGGAGCUCUUAGGCCGCCUGCUCGUACAGACUGCACUCCGAGAACCGGCAGAUCUUAUACGAAGAGCAAUGUGGUUCAAGCAACUUACUAUAGUUGAAUUCAGCCGCUGCCAGACAGAGCCAAUACUCUAUAGUGAGUCGCUCACUCGGCUGAACGUCCAAGUGCAUAUUCGAUGGUAUCCCUCGCCCACCUCGGAUAUUGCGCUUUUUGAGGAGACAUUUGAGGAUAUUGACCUGUUCAAUUGUCUCUCCCUUGGGCGCAUUGCGCGAAAGCAUGGCAUACUGAAUGUCCAAAUCUUUGAUCCAUGCACCAUGAAGCGCCUCCCGACGAAUUUCAUGCAUGUCCUCUUCCCGCGUGAACGUGCGCGCGUGAGGGGCAAUAGGCCCUACAUUGCUAUCACCGAUGCUGCUGUGCCUCUUCCCAUGGAAGGUAUAGACAAUGCACAGCUCAUUGGAGAGGCGGGAAGCCCUGUGUUUGACACUGCCGGUCGCCUUGUUGGAUGUCAUUUUCAUAGCAAGCUGACUACCAAUGAUGAAUGGCGGCGCCUCCUUGCCCGAAUAUUAGGACGAUGA